GCGAGAAAAGGAAAUUGCAGAUGUUUUGGGAGACAAUUUUGCUGAAGAUAACAUUUGUACUAAAGAUGUUUUUGCUAAAACUAUACGUAAAGAAAAUAUUUUUAUUGAUGUAUUUGCUAAAAAUGGUGGAUUUUAUGAGGAAGAUGUUGAUAAAGAAAUAAUGAUAACUUCAACACUUUUCGGUACUUCCGGUACUCUUACAAAUACUACAAAAGGAACCUAUGAAAUUACAGAUUUUUUUAAACCUGUAAGUGAUUUUUCUAAAAGGUUUUCAAUACCUUCUAUAUUUUCUAUAUUUCCCAUGACUUCUUGGGCAAGUGAGUUUUUUAGUAGAGCUGUAGCAUAUUCCAAGUCACCUUUACCAAAUAG
This is a messenger RNA of Dentiscutata erythropus, 369 nucleotides long. NCBI's taxonomy places the organism in Eukaryota, Fungi, Glomeromycota, Glomeromycetes, Diversisporales, Gigasporaceae. The record is from the annotation of a GenBank genome assembly.